AUGUCUCUUUCCACCUAUGUCUCUCUCUCAAUAUCUAUCUAUCUAUCACGUUCUGUUCAUAUCUAUCUAUCUAUCUAUCUAUCUAUCUAUCUAUCUAUCUAUCACGUUCUGUUCAUAUCUAUCUAUCUAUCUUUCACCACUCUCUCUUGCUCUAUAUCUAUAUACACGUCUCUAUCCAUUCCUUUCCACGAAUCUAUCUAUCUAUUUGCUCAUUUCUCUCUCUCUCUCUCUCUCUCUCUCUCUCUCUCUAUCUAUCUAUCUAUCUAUCUAUCUCUUUCUGCGUGUCUAUCCUCCACAACUUUUUUAGAGUCGGUGAAAGAUUUCAUUAAACAGAAACUGCAAUGUGAUCCAGAUAUGAAAAUUUUUAUCUAUAUAUUUAUUCUUAUGUGUCUGUUUUUGUUUGCUCAUAUCUAUCUAUCUAUCUAUCUAUCUAUCUAUCUAUCUAUCUAUCUAUCUAUCUAUCUAAAUCAUUUCGCGUUAUUUUUAAUUAAAACGCUUGUCUCCACUUGUUCUUCUCAAUCCUUAGGCGCAAAAAAUUUGUCAGAUUAA
This is a messenger RNA of Acanthosepion pharaonis, 549 nucleotides long. Lineage: Eukaryota; Metazoa; Mollusca; Cephalopoda; Sepiida; Sepiidae. The record is from the annotation of a GenBank genome assembly.